Messenger RNA from Podarcis lilfordi (Lilford's wall lizard), 8695 nucleotides. Lineage: Eukaryota; Metazoa; Chordata; Lepidosauria; Squamata; Lacertidae. The record is from the annotation of a GenBank genome assembly.
GCGCCUGCGCCGUGUCGGUGGCGCCUCCUGGGAGCCGGUGAGUCUCCUCUCUGCCCCCCUUAGGGUGCCCUGGGGAGAAGGGGGUCCCAGGGCUGCAGGGGAGGGGAGGCGUCUGCCCCCUUCCUCUCUGCAAAGCCAGAUGGAGAGUUCUGCUGUGGCUCCGCUGCAACUCUCCUCUCUCUGGCUCUGUCCGCUGCCUGCCACUUGGGGGAAGGGUCUUUGGGUCAGGGAAAGAGAGCAUGCAAAUAAACCCCAUUAAGAUGGAUGAAAAAGUCGCAUUUAUUAACAGAGGUCGUAGCCGACUUCAACAUUCAGACAACACAUACGACAAAAACAAAAACAAAAAAACCCCUGCCAAAACUGACCUAUGCAAUGAAUGAAUGAACUUCUUGCAAUACAGAUCCACCUUUAACACCCAGUUAUAAGUGUAUUUGCAAAUAUGUCAGGCAAAACUGAUUACGGUGGAAUUAUAGAGUGAUUGGGUGAUGCAAAUAAUUUAUAUGUAUUUUAUAUCUGACUUCACUUAGCAAUGUUUUGAAAUGUUUAAGAUUUUUUUGGUUAACUUUGUGUUACAUAUGUAUACUGUAGUUGACCUUCUCCUUUGUAAUGUUUUCUUUUGAAAUCUUUUAAGAUAAUAUUUUAGCUCCCUGUUAAUUAUGUUGCUUUGACUGUAUACUUCAUAUCCGACUUUCUUCAAAAAUGUUUGAUUCUGGAUUGUUUUAUUGAUGUUUAAUAUGCUGUAAACGGCUUUGAGAUUUUUCUUAAAAAUAUAAAGCGGUAUAGAAGUGAAAUGAAUAAUAACAAUAAUAAUAAUAAUAAUAAUGUGGAACAUUGGAAGACGGAGGGCAAAGAAAAGAAAGUGCUUCUUUAUGCAGUGCAGAGUCAAACCUGGUACACUCCAGUGCUUGGGGCAAGGAAAGAAGCUGGGAGAUGCCUCAUAUCGGAGUGGAGGGAAAACCUGGUUGAAUCAACCGGACACUGGUGAGGGCUCAUCAUGGACUCUACCCAGUGGCAGGGAAGGCAUCACAGAAGCUUCCAUUGCACCCUCAUUGUGCCACCCAGGUAGUGUGGAAUCCUUUACAGUCGGCAGCCGCUCACUGUGACUUUUUUGCAAAUCCUUUUGAGGAUAAAAUCACUUGAAUCCACCCAGACCUUGAGUUUGCUGUAACAGCAGAUGAAUCUCAUGGGGUGUCCAGAGCCCAGUCUAGUCCUGUUGUGUUGGAUGAGUUUCAGUUAGUGAGGCUCGCAGAUGUGGACUAAGUGCACAGAUCAGUCAGUGCAACCACUUGCAGUCUGGACCUUUGUCCUUCUUGGAGGAUAAGAAAUAGCACUGAGGUCCAGCGCCAAGGGCCUUCUGGCGGUUCCCUCGCUGCGAGAAGUGAGGUUACAGGGAACCAGGCAGAGGGCCUUCUUGGUGGUGGCGCUUCCUUGUGGAACACCAUCCCAGCAGAUGUCAAGGCAAUAAACAACUAUUUUACUUUUAGGGAAGUUUUUUAUGUCUGAUGCUGUAUUGUUUUUAAUAUUCGGUUGGAAGCUGCCUAGAGUGGCUGGGGAAAACCAGCCAGAUGGGCGGAGUAUAAAUUAUUAUUAUUAUUAUUAUUAUGGCAGGGAGGAGACAGCUGGCUGGGCCAGGGAGGUGGUCAUUGCCUCCCUGCAUGAGUGGGUAGUCCCUUCCUGCUUGAAGGAGGCGGGGGCAGAACCAACCACAUCUCAAGAAACCCUCCCUGCAUUUGGAAAAUCCAAAUAACUGCAGGCCAGUUGCCAGCCUCCCCUUAUUGGGCAAGGUUCUUGAGAGGUUCAUAACGGACCAGAUCCAGGCGUUCCUGGAGGGAAUUGAUUUUCCAGAUCUGUUUCAACUGGGGUUUAGGCCCAGUUUUGAACAUGUGUAUCUGGGCCUCAGAACAAAGACAAAAGGACGCCACCAAAGUAGUAUGCCUUGAGAACAUUGCAGAUUUCAAGUGUUAGAAAAAGUGACCGAAGCAGGAAAGAAAUGUGCACUGGAGUGGGAGGGAGAGCAACUCUUGAGGACCCCAGGGUUAGCAGCCCAAGUCUAGCCCAGUGUCCAAAUUACACUCGGUACAAAUGACUCUUUAAUCGCACUUCUAACUGCCUACGUUCACUGAAAACACUGAAAGGUGGAAGAAACCAGGCUUUUCAUCUCACAGAAAUCCCUUCAACUGCCUGCACAUCUUGCAUGAUCACAUUCCUCCUGGCAGGUCUAGAACAGGCAUCUCCAAACUUGGCCCUCCAGAUGUUUUGGGACUACAAUUCCCGUCAUCCCUGACCACUAGUCCAGUUAGCUAGGGAUGAUGGGAGUUGUAGUCCCAAAACAUCUAGAGGGCCGAGUUUGGGGAUGCCUGAUCUGGAGGCUUGCUUCUCCUUCCUUUUUUUGUUAAAGGAAGUCCAGAGUCUGCGCUGUGGUGCAGUCCGGUCCUGGUUCAUAGCAAGACUCAGCCAUGCGUAAUUUAGGGAACAUUUUUAUUCUCCUGACCGUGUAUCAAUUUUAUAAUGGAACAAUCUAUUUGCUUUGUAGAAGUUGCUAGCCCCUGUUGGCAAAAGACCAAGGGAUUCGUUCCGAUAUCUUGGAAACUUCCUGGGAGCCCAGAUGGAUGAGCAAGACUCAGCUGGCCCUGAAGCAGGAAGAGGUUAUGCUAUCCAAACUGGGAGCAGUGGGGGAUUCUGGGAAAACUCUGUGCAGAAGAUCCUGGGUGAGGAGGACACUCUCUGCUCAGAUUUGCAGAGCCAGCAAUUCAGGCAGUUCUGCUACCAAGAGGCCAAAGGACCCCGAGAAGUUUGCAGCCGACUCCACCACCUUUACCGUCAGUGGUUGAAGCCAGAAAGGCAUACAAAAGCUGAGAUGCUGGACCUGGUGAUCUUGGAGCAGUUCCUCACUGUCCUUCCACCACAGAUGGAGAGCUGGGUGAGGGAAUGUGGAGCGGAGACCAGUUCCCAGGCGGUGGCCCUGGCCGAAGGUUUCCUCCUGAGUCAGGCAGAGGAGAGGAAGCAGGCAGAGCAGCAGGUGAGAGAGACUUUCCUCUAGGUAAUCCUAAGGGGCUCUGAACAGAAGGGAGAGUAUCCCCAAACUCUCUUCUAAUGGCCCAUCUAUUUUUGGAAGGUGAAUGGUAUUAGAUACCCCUAUUUCCCCUCAGCCAUUCCUUUUCCAAUCCUUCUUCCCAUUCUCUGUUUUGAAUCCUUGUUUCUCUUUCAGGGAACGGAUCUGUUUACAGAAAGGAGCCUGGAUUCCCCUGAGGCAGAGAAGACUCCGUUGGACGCCAGAGAGAGGCCACUGGGUAAGGAGGAAGGAGCUUUUUCUCUGUUUGCUCACAUUCUGUUCGUUUUGGAACUAUUCUGUAGGUUCUUUUAAUCAUUUGGGGCCAAGAGCCCAAAGGAGGGGAGAUGUAUUUUUGCACAACUAACGUAUGAAAUGGGUACAAACAUCAACAUUCACUCAGCAGGUGAGGCUUUUAGAAAGGCUCUUCUGUAUUCAGUGCUGCUUAUACCUCUGAGAAGCAGGCACUAAGACUUCCCACUUACCUUUUUGUUCUGCAGCUGACAGAAGGACGAUGGCAAGAGCUCCUCAUUCAUCUUUUCCUGGUGGAGGGGAAGCAGUGGCUGUGGAAAGAAUUCAGGUAGGAGGAAGGAGCAUUGUGGGGAAGGAGGCUGAGGGACGGGGCAGCCAGGUGCCUCUGGGUCAGGAUGAAUCCCUCUCCUCAUCUUGGUUUCUGUCAUGCCUGUCCUUAACAAAGGCUUAAAAUGCAAUUCCAGAAGGUUAAUAAACAACCAUCUCACCUUAACUGGCCUUAUGAAUAUUGCUGGUAUUAUUUAUCUGUAGUUUUAGUUUUAUUUAUUGAUUUCCCAUUUAAUAUUAAAAUAGGCUUCCAACCAUAAAAAUAAUAGUGGCCAGGAUUCACCAAAUGAGCCCCAUCAGUUGCACUUUCUCCCUCCUUCCCCUCCUGUGACCCCCUGCACCCCCUUGAAGUUGGUGUUAGGGCAUUGGGGAGGUUUCCCCUCCAGAUCAGCAGACGGGGAGAGGAAAAGGGAUCCUUCCAUCUGGGAAACAGGGACGCUUGCGCAGACUGAUUUGAGGAACGCCAUGUGGAGCUCCACCCAUUUACACAUAGAUUAAUACCCAUUAUUAAAAGACACAAUGAAAGACAUGUAAAAGAGGCAUCCAUAAUUAAAAUGUGCAACGAAACAAUCCCAUUAAAAGAACACAGCAAUUAACAGGCAGAAAACAACAAAGCAAUGUGUGAUAGAUAAUGUUUUCUAAGAAGAAGACUUUCCCCUUUUUAUAUUAGGGUCCGGUGUGCUUUGAAGAUGUAGCUAUUCAUUUCACAGACGAUGAGUGGGCGUUGCUGGAUCCUGACCAGAGAGCUCUGCAUAAGGAAGUCAUGGGGGAGAAUCAUGGGAUCAUGGACUCUCUCGGUAAGGCUCCCUGUUGGAUCAUGAUACCUGUUUUGAAAUUCAGUACGAAUCUGUAUGAGAUGAACCUCAAGUAUUUUGAUGGAGCUAAACGACAACAUCCACAGCAGGCUUCUUCAACCUCGGCCCUCCAGAUGAUUUUGGCCUACAACUCCCAUGAUCCCUAGCUAGCAGGACCAGUGGCAAGGCAUGCUGGGAAUUGUAGUCUCAAAACAUCUGGAGGGCUGAGGUUGAGGAAGCCUGACCUACAACAUCUGGGAUUUUGACAGCCCCACAGUGAACCGUGAAUGGAGAGUUUUCUACUGUUUUAUCUGUGAAUAUUCUUCCUCCAAUUUUGCCUAUUUAAACCAUGAUCUGGCUGGUCUGAACUGCCCUGACCAUUUUAAAUGUAGGCUUCAGAGUGGUUAGGUUCUGUUAUGUUCUCAUGUCUUUCCUUCUUUCUGUCUGUUCUUGGUAGACCAAAGAGACUUCUGACAUGGGAGAUGGAUUGGAUUCCAUUAUUAGAUCAAACAAAAUCCAUCAAAGAAAAGAGCCAGGGUUUUUGAAUCUCGGGUUCACAUAAGUAUGUCUGUUAAUGCUUGUCAGAAAAGUCAGUGAACCCUGUAGUAAGACUUUUAGUAAGUUACCAUUGUUUAUUAAUCUAUGGCCUGUAAAAGUGUGGAGGAGAGGAAUGUUAUUAUGAUGACAAUUUUAUUAUUAGGCAGCCUAUUUACUAUGCUUUUAUAACUGACAAUGGGUAAUAAAUUAAUAAUAAAAAUAAUAAUAGCUUGGAGCUCUAUCUCUUCCUGGUGCUCUAACGUCUUUCUCUUUUUGAUACAGCUGAUAAUGAAUUGGAAAUUGGUGAUGAACUGAAAAUUAAUAAGGGAGACCAUGACAAAAUCCACACAGUGGAGAAGCCAUAUAAAUAUUUGGAGCGUGGAGAGAGCUUCAGUCAGAGUUCCCAUUCCACUUCCCAUCAAAGAAUUAAGAGCGGAAAGAAACCAAAUCAGUGCUUGGAAUGUGGAAAGAGCUUCAAUUCCAAGUGGAGUCUCACUUGCCAUCAAAGAAUCCACACUGGGGAGAAACCAUUUCAGUGCCAAGAGUGUGGAAAGAGCUUCAGGCAGAAGGAAAGUCUCACUUCCCACCAAAGAAUUCAUACAUUGGAGAAACCAUAUCAGUGCUUGGAAUGUGGAACAAGCUUCACCUGGAAGGAAAGUCUCACUUCCCACCAAAGAAUUCAUACAGAGGAGAAACCCUAUCACUGCACGGAAUGUGGAAAGAGCUUCAGUCGGAGCACCAGUCUCACUUCCCAUCAAAGAAUUCAUACAGGGGAGAAACCCUAUCACUGCACGGAAUGUGGAAAGAGCUUUAAUACAAGUGUAAGCUUCCGUCGGCAUCAAAGUAGUCAUCGUGGGGAGAAACCAUUUCAGUGCCAAGAGUGUGGAAAGUGCUUCAGUCAAAAGGGAAGUCUCACUGCUCAUCAAAGGAUUCAUACUGGGGAGAAGCCAUAUCAGUGCAUGGAAUGUGGAAAGAGCUUUUACCAGAGCUGCAAUCUCACUUCCCAUCAAAAGUCUCACAGGAUCGGGACACUAUUCUUUUGUUGAUGCAGCCUAGAAUAGCAUUAGGAAUCUUUUUGCUGCUGCUGCAUCAUUGUUCACACAUGUAAAGCUUGCAGUCCACUAAGACCCCUAGAUCCUUUUCACAUCUACUAUUGGCAAGCCGGGUGUCUCCCAUUGUAUAUUUAAGCAGCUGUUUAUUCCUGCCAAAGUGUGGAACCUGACGUUUGUCCCAAUUGAAAUUCAUUUUGUUAGUUUUUUCCCAGUUCUCCAAUUCUGUCUUCUGUGGCAUUAGCUACCCCUCCCAGUUUGGUGCCAUCUGCAAAUUUGAUGAGCAUCCACUCAGUUCAUUCAUUUAAGUUGUUUAUAAAGAUGUUGAACAACAACGGGCCCGGGACAGAUCCCUGCGGCCCCACUUGUCACUAUUUUCCAGGAUGACGAGGAACCAUUAAUGAGUACUCUUUGGGUUCAGUCAGUCAACCAGCUACAAAUCCACCUAACAGUCACCUCGUUCAGCCCAAUUGUAACAGGUUCCUCAUGAGAAUAUCAUGGGGGACUUAGUCAAAAAGCCUUACUGAACUCAAGAUACACUAUGUCCACAGCAUUCCCCUGGUCGACCAACUUGUUACUCCAUCAAAAAAAGAAAUUAUAUUGGUCUGGCAUGACUUAUUUCUGAGAAACCCAUUCUGGGUUUUAGUAGUCUAAGUUCUCUCAGACUGACAUCUGAAUUAUAUGUUCUAGGACUUUUCCUGGUAUUGAUGUCAAGCUCACCGGUCAGUAGUCACUUGGGUCUCCCCUCCCCCUUUUGAAGGUGAGGACAUUUGCAUGCUUCCAGGCUGCAGGGAUCUCACCUGUUCUCCAAGAAUUCUCCAAGAUUAUAGACGGAGGCUCUGAGUUUCCAUCUGCAAGCUCCUUUAAUACCCUUGGGUGCGGCUCUGCAGGCUCUGGAGAUCUGAAUUCAUUUAUAGUAGCUAGGUGUCCCCUUACUACCUCUUUUCCUAUCUUCAGCUGCAGCUGUCUCCUUGCAUCAUUGAUUCUGUUAUCAUCAGGUAGGGCACUGAUUUCUUUUGGGGGAAGACGGACGCAAAGUAGGUGCUGAGUGGUUCCAUCUUCUCUCAGUCACCCAACAGCAUUUCUCUGUCCUUUCCACGCAGAGGACCUACCACUUGCUUGUUCUUCCUCUUGCUUUGAACAUAGCUGAAUAAAACUUCUAAAAUUAUUUUCAAUCUCUCUUCCAAGCCUGAGCUCAUUCAGAGCUUUGGUCUGCCUAGACCGCCCCGCAACUGUUGGCUACUCGUGUAUACUCCUCCUUUGUGAUUUCUCCUUUCUUCCAUUUGCUAUACGCUGCCAUAGCAGUGAGACUGGUGGGAAUUUCAUUCCUCCGUGUUGCAGAUGUGUGAUUGUUGCUGUUACGCUUCUGUGUUUACAUUCCACAGUGUUGGAUGUCAUGGGAACGAAGUUCAGAUACGCUAUUUCCGUGAUAUUGAAUCAUAGAAUCAUAGAGUUGGAAGAGACCACAAGGGCCAUCGAGUCCAACCCCCUGCUUUUGCUUUUCUCUUCUCUUGCUGAUGAAGACAGUAAGAGGAGCCAUGUUUUCCUUUGUCCUGUAAAUAAUAAACAUAGUGCUUCGUAUCCAUGCCUCAAGCCUCACUUUCACUGUCUGUUGAUACUGCAUGCAGAUGCUUACGGAUAUCUGUUGCACCGGUGGCUCGGGAGGAAGAUCAAUCACUCGAGUGGCACUUCGAAGGGAGUAACACACCAGCCGUGGUGUUGAUUUCCCAAUAUAUCAGUACCAUAUCAGAUAAACUAUAUCAGUGCUUGGAAUGUGGAAAGGGCUUCAGUCAGAGGGUCAAUCUCAAUGGCCCUUCAAAGAACCCAUGGCAGGGAGAAACCCCAUAUCAAUGGCUGUGUGUGAAUUUAAUUUGAGGACACUUUAUGAAUAUGCAGGUGAGGGUUGCAACAGUGUUCUUCUCAUGUGACAAUCCAGCAAAAAAUUGACAUUGUCUCACAAAACAAUUGAGUGCACACACCCUCAGUGCCCAAUAUCUCUUCCUAGCCAGAUCUGUGAGGUGCAAGUCACUGGGCAAGGGGUUGAAUACCUGCUUCAUGUCACGUCUGCAAUUUGACAAGCAAUUCAUGUACUUCAGGAGCCUCCAGUUUACUAAUAUGUGGUGCUCCUGACCGCCACUGACAUCCUCAGCACGUCCAGGAUGUUGAUCAUGUCCCCUUGAAGCUCUGGUUUCUGCUCAACACACACACACAUCUUCCAGAAAAGCCAGAAGUUUCAGGCUUCCCUCUGUGAGAAGCGUAAGCUGAGGAUUCCCUUCCUGCUGUCCUUUGAUUAUUCAGAGUACAUUCCGAGAGGAUGCAAGAAGCAAAGGAUUGUUUCCAGGAUGAAGAAAGAGUUUUCUGUUUGUUGUACUUCAGAGGUGCUUGGGAGCAACAGCAAGCAGUCACACCCUGCUUUCCCAAGCCAGGUGGAAAAGGCCUGCAAGGCAAGGAGCAGAUCUCUCAAGAUGGUCCCUGGCCUCUCCAGCAACCUCUUCAGUGGAGACAGUGUGAGAGUACUGGUUGUUGUCAAGCAGGGUUGCUAGACUAGUAGUAGAGAAACAGCAUUGUAACACCCAUUGUAAUCAGGUGACAAAAAAAGGAGCAGGAACAUUUGAAAUCAUAAGUUUAUGUACCCAACAUUAUCUUGAAACCCUUGUGUGUUUGUUUUAAUAAAUCAGUUGCAUUCC